Chenopodium quinoa (quinoa) is the source of this 867-nucleotide messenger RNA. RefSeq lists its product as uncharacterized. Lineage: Eukaryota; Viridiplantae; Streptophyta; Magnoliopsida; Caryophyllales; Amaranthaceae. Bases 1 to 867 code for a protein of 288 amino acids. The transcript has 2 exons. The record is from RefSeq and is a predicted model, not a curated record.
AUGUCAAACCUUGCAAAACUCGAAUUUGUUGCUCUUGAUAUUACUGGAAACUAUCUGUCUUGGGUGUUAGAUGCUGAAAUAUAUUUAGAUGCAAAAGGACUUGGUGAUACUAUUAAAGAAAAUAACACUGCAACAAGCCAGGAUAAGGCUAAAGCUAUGAUAUUUCUUCGCCAUCACCUUCAUGAAGGCUUUAAGACUGAGUACUUGACUGUUAAAGACCCACAAGUCCUUUGGAGCAAUCUAAAGGAAAGGUAUGACCACCAGAAAACUGUGAUGUUACCAAAAGCUCGUUAUGACUGGUUACAUUUAGGAUUACAAGACGUUAAGUCUACACAAUACCGUGAAAAGGGUUUUUCAAAAUAUUCUAAUUUGAUAUCUUGUCUCCUUGUGGCUGAGCAAAAUAAUGAACUAUUAAUGAAAAAUCAUGAAUCACGCCCAACUGGCUCUACUCCAUUCCCUGAAGCGAAUGCGACAUCCCAUAGUGGGAAAGAGAAAAAGGCUAGAGAUCAUGCCAGCAGUCGUGGUCGAGGUCGUAGUCGCGGCCGCGGAUGUGGACAUGAUCGUGAUCGAGGUGGUCAUUUUAAGAACACAUACUCUCACCAAAAGUGGGACAAUAAAGAUGGAAAUAAGAACGAGAAGGAUAAAUAUGAAAAUAUAUGCUACCGUUGUGGAGGAAAAGACCAUUGGUGUCGUGUGUGUCGUACACCAAAACAUCUAGUAGACCUUUAUCAACAAUCAAUCAAACAGAAAGGAAAGAAAGUGGAAACAAAUUUGGUGUACGAGGAUGGCGAAGGUGAUUUUGAUUACGGUGAUACAACUCACCUGGAAGCGGCUGAUUUCUUUCCUAAUCCUGAAGAAAAUAAUUGA